Fusarium sp. VM40 is the source of this 1059-nucleotide messenger RNA. NCBI's taxonomy places the organism in Eukaryota, Fungi, Ascomycota, Sordariomycetes, Hypocreales, Nectriaceae. The record is from the annotation of a GenBank genome assembly.
AUGUCUGCGCCUGGAGGAUCCCUGUCUCUUACACCAGAGCAACCCUACACAUUCGCCAAGAUAUUUAUCAAACACCAGAUUCGUCCCAAUCCCAAGCCCGCACUUGAAAACAAUACUGUCGCUGGAAAAGUCGCUGUCAUAACCGGUGGGAAUGGCGGUAUCGGUUUAGAAUGUGGCCGGAUUCUGCUGUCGCUCCACCUCUCCCACCUCAUCCUUGCCGUUCGAUCCCUUGCCAAAGGAGAAGAGGUGGCAGCUUCACUCCGAAAACUCUACCCGAAGGCAAAUAUCGAGGUUUGGCAGCUAGAUAUGAACUCUUAUGAGUCAAUCAGGGCUUUUGCUAAAAAGUGCGCAACCCUGCCCCGCCUGGAUAUGGCUCUUCUCAGUGUUGGAAUUAUGAACACCGACUUGCGAGUGAACAAAUCAACCGGCCACGAGGAAAUGUUUCAAGUCAACUACUUAUCGACAGCUCUACUCGGGUUACUCUUGCUGCCAAUCCUUAAGAUGAAGACGCCCUCCAACUCUCCAGGUCGGCUGAUGCUCGUCGCAUCUGGUGCAGCGCUGAUAGCCGAGUUCUCGGAGCGUAACGCCGAUCCCCUUCUUUCUGCCUUUGGCGAUGAGAAAGUCUGGAACUCCUCCAUCGCUAAGAAGAAAUACGACACUAGCAAGGGAUUGGUUCUGAUGCUGACCCUCCAAUUGAGUCAAUUAACAAAGGCCGACGACGUCAUCGUCAAUGUUGUUGAUCCCAGCUUCACGCCAGGUACCAGCUUCUUCCGCAACCUUCCUUUGCUCGUGAGGGCGGUGACUUGGCCACUGACCAAACUCUUGGGCACCACUGUGAACAAUGCAGCAUGGAGGUAUGUCGACGGCUCUGUGGCCCGGGGCAAGGAGAGCCACGGAAGUCUCAUCAGCGACUGGGAAAUUCAUCCAUACCACCCAUUUAUGUAUACAGAAGAUGGCAAAGAUUUCAUGGACAAGCUUUGGAAGGAGAGUCUUGAAGAACUGGAUUUUCCCGAGGUCCGUGAGGCGUUGGUGUUGCUCCGCACAGGGUCUGUAUCUUGA